This is a messenger RNA of Actinia tenebrosa (Australian red waratah sea anemone), 1349 nucleotides long. RefSeq lists its product as uncharacterized. Lineage: Eukaryota; Metazoa; Cnidaria; Anthozoa; Actiniaria; Actiniidae. The record is from RefSeq and is a predicted model, not a curated record.
UUGUUUUCAUAGCUUGCUGUAGCAAGCGAUAAGCUUCAUGCAGCUGAUAACGGAAUCAUAUCACAACUUAUGGCAGUCAACCGUAGUCUAAAUAUCAAGAUUAAAGACGUUGAAAAGAUGGAAGGUCCACAAGGACUACCUGGGAUAAAUGGAUCCAUUGGUAAACAAGGACCUCAGGGACCAAAAGGUCCUAUUGGGCCUCAAGGAGCUCAAGGUCUAAAUGGCUCACAAGGGCCCCCUGGACCAGGCAACUUUAGUCUGUGCACCUAUAGCAAGGAGAAAGGAGUGACACACUUGCAAGGAGAUGCAACAAGUGUAACAGUUAAUAAACUUCAGCCAAAUGGUUAUGUUAUCAUUGGACCAUUCUGUUCUACUAUUGGAGCAAAAGAAUACAAUCUGGAAGUACAUAUUCCCCUAAGUGGUGGUAAUCCCAACUAUGAGUGCACUUGCAAGGGUGAGUCUACACUCUUUCCUCCUCAGAAAGAUCCAGAUAACCCUGGAAAUUCAGACAAGAAGGUGAUGUGUUUUCUUCACUAUUGGCUUUGUCCAAAUAGUGUGGAACCACAAGUUGGUUUUCAGCUUUCAAAUAAACAGCUUUAUGACAUGAUUUUAGACCUUCGGAAGAAGAUUGAAGAACUGCAAAAGGCAAAUGUAACGACCAGUGAAAGAAUAAGAGCACAAGAAACUAAAGAAGACUAUGACGUCACCCGUUUGCAGAAGGCAAUCAAUGACACCAUAGACAUGAGCAAAGCAGAUGACAACACUAUCACUACACGACUAGCAGCACAAGAGGCAAAAGAACUGAACGAUGUCAACCUUCUUUAUGCAACUCUAAAUCAAACGAGAGACAAUCUGCAGAAGGCUAUCAAUGACACCAUAGACAUGAGCAAAGCAGAUGACACCACCAUUACUACACGACUAGCAGCACAAGAGACGAAGGAACAGAACGAUAUCGAUGCUGUCUCAAAGAUGCCUGGACCUCCAGGUCCAGCUGGUGCCAACGGUAUUAAUGGAGUCCAGGGUCCACCAGGAGAUCCAGGAGYUGGAAAUCUUUCACAAUGUGUGGUGAUCAGAAGUGCUAGCGCUCCAGAGGCUGUUAAUGCGAGUUCUUCUAAAGUUGUAAACGUGCUUGAGGAAGCGGGGAAAAAGAUCCUACACACCUCAUGUUCAUCCAAUAUAGCAGAUACAGUAGAACAAGACGUAGCAGUCAAUGGUUCUGGCCAGAAAACUUUCUCAUGUACAUGCAGUGGUAGAGGAAGCGGCUACACUGGCUCUACGGGUGGUGACAUGYUAUGUUAUAUAACCUACACGGAAUGCCCCUUAGUUUCCUAAUCACUCUCCAUUUCCAU